Archocentrus centrarchus (flier cichlid) is the source of this 4827-nucleotide messenger RNA. RefSeq names its product NACHT and WD repeat domain containing 1 (gene nwd1). Gene Ontology annotation, molecular function: protein binding. The record is from RefSeq and is a predicted model, not a curated record. The coding region runs from base 16 to 4827 and encodes 1603 amino acids. Lineage: Eukaryota; Metazoa; Chordata; Actinopteri; Cichliformes; Cichlidae. The transcript is spliced from 19 exons.
AGGACACAGAGCAACAUGGUUCGAGUGUUCAUCAGCUCCACGUUCACAGAUAUGAGCAGCGAGAGGAAGGCUCUGCUGGAGAAAGCUUACCCAGAAGUCCUGUCCUUCUGCCGCGGUCUUGGGCUGAUGUUUGAGGUUGUGGAUCUGCGCUGGGGGAUUCGAGACGUCCCAUCAGGAGACCACGAGGCCUGUGAGAUCUUCCUGCAGGAGAUCGAGCGCUGUGAGAGGAUUUCAGCAGGCCCAGCGUUCAUCGCUCUCCUGGGGAACCGGUACGGGCAUCGAGCACUCCCUCGCCUUAUUCCAGAGAAACUCUUCGACGUUCUUUUGUCCAAGCUCUCCAAAAACCCCGAAGGCACCAAGCAGCUCAAUCAGUGGUUUAAAAAAGACAACAAUGCUGUCCCACCAAGCUAUGUCCUUCAGCCAAUAACAGCUCACUUCCCUCACUACAGCGACCUCCGACCUGAGAGUGGGAAGCAGCGCGACAAAGACGUCUUGUCCUGGCGUAUCGCAGAGACUCAGCUGCUGCGGCUCCUUCGAUCUGCAGCCACCGAUGCCGAGGACACCGGAGACAUCACCGCUGAGGAGAAACAACACUUCUACACAUCAGUCACAGAGCGGGAGUUUGAGCACGGUUUGUGGAAGAACACGUCUGAACCGUCCGCUCUGCUUUUCGUCCGAGAGAUUCCCCGUCAGAAGGUGAGGGAGGGGCCCAAACGUCUUGCCAAGUUCAUGGACUUGACCGCCGACGGGCUGCUGGAUGCUGAAGCUCAGGGUCUCCUCGCCGGGCUUAAGACGCGGCUCUUUGCCAAGUCACAGAAGAUCCUCAACCUGCACUCUGUGGAACUCAGCAGAGGAAGCAUCAAUCCGAAGUGCAAGGAGCACGCUCAGUACCUGGACAGCGUCUGCGAGCAGUUCGUCUCACAGAUGAAGGCUCGGAUUGGAGCAGCGGUGGAUUCGCUGAGCCAGAGGAAGAUGUGGGGAAGCACUCAGGAAGAGGAGAAGGCGGACAUGUUGGUGGUCAAAGAGGUGAGGCAGCAUGUCGCUAUCAGCGCCAAGGUGUGCAAAGAUCUCCACGGUAGAGAGGGGCUGCUGGGUAAGCUCUGCCUCGCUAUGUGGGAGUCGACCAAUGUCCGUCACAGGCCGCUGGUAGUUCACGGCGCCGCAGGGAUGGGGAAGACGGCAGUGCUGUGCAAACUGGCGCAGGAGAUGCGCAGCGUCCUGGAGGCUGGGGCGGUGGUGGUGGUCAGGCUGCUGGCGGCUCAUCACCCUCACAGACCUGACAUCGACCACGUCCUCCGCAGCAUCUGCGUGCAGGUGUGCCUGGCCUGUGGUCUGGCUCCACCCUCACCGCUGAUGGCCGGCACUCGCCUGGAGCUGCUGCGGUUCUUCAAGGAUGUUCUCGAGCAGGUUUCCCAGCAGGGGAGCGCUCUGGUUGUUGUCCUGGAUUCUGUGGAACAGCUCUCAGAUCAACAUCACGCUCACAAGCUGGGCUGGCUGCCCACUGACCUCCCGCCCAACGUCCACAUAGUUGUUUCCAUGGACACCAACAGUGAGGCAUUUGCUAACGUGCGGCUGAAGCUGGACUCUCUGGGAAGCUUCUUCGAGGUGGGUCGUUUGACUCGUGAGGAAGGCGAACGCAUCGUGGAGUCGUACCUGCGGGCAUCUCAGCGUAUCCUGACCUGUGAGCAGAGCAGCGUCGUGCUGCAGAGCUUCGAGACAUCCGGCUGUCCGCUCCACCUCAAACUGAUCCUGUCUGUCGCCAAACGCUGGCCAUCCUUCACUCCACUGACAGAGCUGCGUCUGGGCACCGGAACACAGGAAAUGAUGUCACAGCUCUUUCUAAUGCUGGAGGAGAAACACGGAAAAGAGCUCGUGGGCGGAGCUUUGGGUUACAUCGUUCUGGCAAGGGCGGGUCUGCUGGAGGCAGAGUUGCGUGAUGUCAUGUCCUUGGAUGAUGUUGUCAUCAGUGAAGUGUACAGGUACUCCCUCCCCCCGACGCCCUCGCUGAUCCGGCUGCCCCCCCUCCUCUGGGCCCGGCUAAGGCGGGACCUCGAGGACCACCUGGAGGAGCGUUGGACCGACGGAGUCGCAGCCAUCGCCUUCAACAACCAGCGUCUGUCCGAGGCGGUCUCAGCACGCUAUCUGAGAUCUGCGCGGCGGGGGCGGAGUCUCAGGAUCCUGGCAGAGUACUUCCUGGGUCGGUGGUCAGGGAAACUGAGGCCGGCAUCUCUGCCGGGUCUGUCACUGCUGCUGUCUGACAGAAAGGUCCCACCCCAGCCGCUGUGGUUUGCUCCAGGAUUGGCUAAUUUCAGGAAGCUGCAGGAGCUGCCCUAUCACCUGCUGCACAGUGGCCUGUGGGAGGAGCUACGACAGGAAGUUAUUGGCUGUGCUGAGUGGCUGUACUGUAAGAGCCGGCUGUGUGGAGUGUCCUCUGUGAUCCACGACCUGGACCAGUGUUCCCAGUAUAUGGACUGCACUGAGAGUGGACUGAUCCGAGACGCUCUGGUCCUCAUCAAACCCAGCCUGGACUUCCUGGAUGGUCACAUGGACAUGUCUCUGUUUUACUCAGAGCUGUUGGCCCGGCUCUCCUCGCUUGGCCCUGCCUUCCCGACUGUGAUUGGCCAGCUGUGUACCCAGUGUGAGGAGUGGUUACUGACGUGUCCAGAGCCAAUUCUCAUCCCAAAAAGCAGCUUCCUGCAGCAGCCAGGGGGGCCGCUGCAGCACACGCUGACCACCCUCCAGGGAGGUGUGGUCUGUGUGGAAGUCAGCAUGGAGGCAAAGCUCCUGGUUGCAGGUUCAGAUGAUGGUGUGGUGGCGGUUUGGAGCCUAGUCAACCAUCAGCUCGUCCACACCCUGCUGGGACACACAGCCACUGUCCUGGCUCUCAGGGUGCUCACCAACUCCACCCACUGCCUCUCAUUGGCUGCCGACGGAUCUCUGAGGAGGUGGAGCCUGAUGAACGGUCAACAGCUGUCCUGCAUCGAGGAGGCGGUGCCUGUAGACUCCGCCCCUUCAUCAGUGCACCUCCACCUGUCUGACCAGCUGCUCUUCGUUUACACCAGGACACAGGUGAAGGUGUGGCAGCUGGACGGGGCUGAGCUCCACCUGAGCAGCAACAGCAAUGAGAUCUGGUUGGUUCUCGGGGUUCUGGGAGAAUCUGUUGUUUCUCUGUCGGACUCUGGUCGGGUCAGAAUCUCUCACCCGGUUUACGGGACUCAGUUAACGGUGAAAACUCAGCUGGAAAUCUCAGCGAGGCGGCAGAGUGUCGUAAACGCGGUGAUGCUACCCAAGAGUGAGAAAGUGUUUGUGGUGUAUAAAGAAGGAUUCCUCCACCAGAUUUCCAGGACGGGGAAACAGACAGCUGCCGAGUUUCCUCUGCUUCCUGCUUUCCUCUCAGUCACCGAAGAUGAGAAAAUACUGUUAGCAGGCAGCGAGUGCACACUGAGCCUCUUCAACAUCCUCAGUGACUCUCUAGAUGGAUUCCUCAAUCUCCAACACGACGACGACGUUUUAUCCGCCUGCAUUUCCUCAGAUGGCAGGCGGCUCGUCUCUGGAGCUGCAGACCAACUCGUACGAAUCUGGUCAGUGACCACGGGGGCGCUGUUGGACUCCCUGUGUGGGUCGGACGCCCCCGUUACCUCUGUGCUUCUCUACAAUGACUUUGUGGUUUCGGCCUCGAUGUCCGCAACCUCCAUCCUGCUUUGGAACCUGAAGUACGACACCAGCACCAAACCCACCGCCCGCAUCCCUGCGGACUCCGCCCACGUUGCCCUCGCCAAAGAUGGCGAUCAUGUUUUCUACGUCCACCAGCAGAGCCACACAGUGGUCAUGAGCUGGAACAGCCACACAGGUUCUCUGUCCGAGCAUUUGCCCGUCUCUGCUGAGGUUUGCUGCCUGGAGUUGGCUCAGAACAAGCGCCUCCUCCUCUGCGGUCUGAAGAGCGGCACCGUCCUCAUCUACCCGUUAGCCCUGCCUCAGGAGACUCUCUGCAUCCCCCCUCCGGAGAGCCUGUGCAGGGUCCUCUGCCUCGCCACCAGCUCCCAGGAGAAGCACCUGGCCGUGGCCUACGAGGACUCGGUGUGUUUGUUUGAGAUCACCUCUAGGGACAACUUCCCCACAGUGGAAGGGCCCCUGGAGAGGUUUGCACUGUCCCUUCUCCACGCCCCGCUGUCCUCCAUGGCCCUGCUGUCCGACCGCAGGCUGCUGUACGGGACGAGCUGCGGGGAGGUGAAGCUGCAUGACUUCAGUGGCAGGAGUGGCGCCGUCUCCGACCUGGAGCCUCACCGCAGCAGAGUGACCUGUGUGACAGUCAGUAACUCGGGGACUCACGCUCUGGUUGGCUCUGAGGACGCUGUGCAGAGGCUGUGGGCUCUGAGCCCGCUGGCCCUGGACCACACCAUGGAGUACAAGGGAUUUUUCUUCGAGGGCGUCCUCUCUGCUGCGUUCUCUGAAAGUGACCAGUUCGUCUUCACAGGAUCUCAGGACAGAACCGUUAAAGUUUGGGAUGUGGCCUCAGGAAACCUGCUGUUCGUUCAGUACGUCUACUCCCCUGCUGUCCGGAUGGUGACCUUCAGGAACGGCUUCGUGGCCUUGACCCAGCAGGGCUCCAUCAUCAGACAGCUGUUUCGCUGUCCGGACCAGAUCAGUCCAGACUACAACCCUCUGAGGAGCGUCAAGGCCCAGUACCGGGUCACCUCCAGGGAGAAGAACCGGGAUGGCCAGCAGACCUCCGGAUCUGACCUCCAGGACUUCAACCCUGCCCAGUUAAACCUGAACCUCGUGGGCAUGCUCAAAGCCAAACCCUCCUCUGCAUGUCUCAUACUGUAG